UGGAGCUAUUAAUUCGCUUAAGUGUUUCUGCUAAAAAACUAAACUGAAAGUACCAUGUCUAGACCCGGAGAUUGUAAGUUAAAAUCCUUACACGAUGCCGUUGAAUCAAAAAAUUUAGAUUUACUAGAAUCGUUAUUGAAAGGAGGUGUUGAUCCAAAUGCGAUUGACAACGACGGCAUGACAGCUCUGAAUUUUAUAUGUUCGCUUACCAAGUUGAUGAAGAUCGAUUUAAAAAUGAUUCAACUUCUCAUCCAGUAUGGAGCUGACGUAAAUACACAAGAUGAAGACGGUGACAGUCCGAUGAUGAAUCUAUUUCAUGACGAAUCUAAUGAUAUGAGAGUACGCAUUGAGGCAUUGAAAAUACUUUUGAAAAAUGGAGCUGACGUCACACACAUUAACAAUGAGAGUGAAACUAUAUUCAGAGACAUCAUCCUUUAUAAUCCAGCAAAUUCAGAUACUGCAGUAGCACUUGAACUGCUUUUAAAAAACGGCGCUGAUCCAAACACGAUGGUUGAUAAAUAUGAUGCGACAGCUCUUAAUUUUGUAUGCGAUGAACCCAAGCUUACAAGGGUCCACUUGAAAAUGAUUCAAAUUCUUCUAAAAUAUAAAGCCGAUGUUAAUAUUCAAGAUAAAGAUGGUUUCAGUCCUAUAAUGAAUUUAUUUCGAUGUCCAGAAAAUUACAAAUUACGCUUGAAAGUUUUCAAGUUAUUACUGGAAAACCAAGCCGAUGUCACAUUGGUUGAUAAUAAUGGUUAUACAAUAUUACACCAUAUCUUUUUCAACGAUGUAGCGAAAAAUCCAAUUAUUUUUGAAGUAAUUGAAUUGUUGUUAAAAAGUGGAGUUGACGUAAAUAAACAAAAUGAAAAAGGUCAUUCUGCACUUCAUCUAGCGGCUGACCACUGUGAACAUGUGAAAAUAAUUGAUCUGCUUUUGAAAAAUAGUGCUGAUCCAAAUAAAGCUGAUAACAGGGGCAGGACACCUCUGCAUUUUUUGUGUCUUCAAAAAAAUUUUACGGAAGUUCACUUGAAAAUGAUUCAACUUCUUAUCCAGUAUAAAGCAGACGUCAACGUCCGAGAUGAAGACGGUUGGAGUCCUAUAAUAUACUCAUUGUACCCAACAGAAGAUUACAAAUUUGAAAAUUUGAAAGCUUGCAAGUUAUUACUUGAAAACGGAGUCGAUGUCACACUUGUCGACCACGAGGGUAAUACAGUAUUGCAUCUUAUCUUCCAAUACAACACACUGCAUCCAAUUAUUUUAGAAGCAGUUGAAUUGCUGCUAAAAAGUGGAUUUGACGUAAAUGUCCAAAAUAGAAAUGGUAAUACAGCGCUUCAUGUAGCAGUGCUUUGGAAAAAUAGCGACGAUCCAAAUAUCGUUGAUAACUGUGUCAGUACACCUCUGCAUGCCAUAUGUUGUCGAACUGAAUUGACGGAGGUUCAUUUGAAAAUUAUUCAACUUCUUAUCCAGUAUAAGGCCGACAUUAAUAUUCAAAAUUUAUGCGGAUUAACUCCUAUAAUGAACUUACUUAAUGAAACAAAAGAUUGUGAUUCAUGCUUGGAAGUUUUCAAGUUACUAGCGAAAUAUCAUAUCAAUGACACAAGUUUAGACGAAUUAGGCAGACAAAUGUUGCCCAAAAUGUUUACAUCAUGGAUUCCAAUAUCAAACAUUGCAAAAGAAGUUGAAUUUCUGCUAGAAAGUGGGGUAAACGUGAAUAUCCGAGAUAAAUACGGUUAUUCUGUUCUGCAUAAUGCGGUUCAAGAUUUAAAAGUAGAACAGGUUGAAUUUCUAUUAAAAAAUGGAGCUGAUCCAAAUAUAACUGAUGUUAACGGUAACAUACCUUUGAAUUAUAAUUUUCGAUUUUAUAGUUCAAUACAAUUACUGAACAGUUUAGAGAAAUUUUUGACAAUACUAAAACUCAAUAUUGAAUACAAUGCAGACAUUUCUCACUGUGGUGGUGAUGGCAAAACUGUGUUGCACUCACUUAUUAUAGGAUUAAGCUCAUCCUCUUCAAGAUAUUCUUUACCAUACGAUGAAGAGAAAAAUCAUUUGGAAAGGAUAUCGAAAUACGUACAUCAGUAUGUUGAAAUAUUGUUAAAACAUGGAUUAGACGUCAAUGUCAAAGAUCGAGAUGGAUUUACUGCUCUCAACGAGGCGGUGUCAUAUUGCAAUUACGACAUAGUAAAAAUUCUUUUGGAACAUGGGGCUGACGUCAAUACUGUGCAAUUCAAAGGUGGAUUUUUGGAACAUAAAGUGCCAGAAUCCUUAAACCUAUUGACGACACUAAACGUCCUAGCUAUUAUCGAACUGUGGCAGAGCAAAGGUUUCCAAAUCAAUAACCAUCAGUAUUUAAAGGUAUUUAAGUUUUUAACGUUAUUUGAAGAUUCGGAAAUGAUCAAUGAUCGUCAUUCAUUACUACGUGAAUUAUGGUAUAAAUCAAAUACGUUACUCAUCAAUGAUCUCCACUGGAAAGAUGUUUUUGAAUUUGGUUCUGGAUCUGUGAUUAGAAAAUACGUUGAAACUAUAUUUCUUGCUCUUAAUGACAAUUCAAAGUGUAUUGAUUUUGAUAUUGCCUCCCUAAAAAAAGUAUUAUAUAACACCAUUAAAAAACAUCUUAGCUUGGUAGAAUAUGGAAAUAUGUACAUGGACAUUGAAACGCACAACUAUUUGCGAAAUACGUUGAAUUCACUUGUUUCCGAGAUUCCGGAAAUUGUUCAACAAAGAACAUACAAAGACAUUCGAGAUCAAGUUGACUUAGCUAAAGAGAUGAUCAUUAGUAAUAAUAUUUCAUAUCUGGAUCUUUGCACUUCUAGUCCUGAUAAAACGUACAGCUUAUUGCAAAAGUGUGAUUAUGAAUCAGCGAAAAACUCAGCAAAUUUCAGGAGAAAUUUUGAUGAUACUGGAAAAAUCGGAGGUAUUAUUCGAGGAUACAUUACUAAAGCUUUAGUAAGGAGAUUUUUGAUAAAAGCGACAACUGACUCAAUUAAAUUAAUGUCUCAUGGUAUUUUACCCGAUUUAUGUUGUGAUAAAAUCAUCAAAUUUUUAGACGUUAUAGACUUAGUAUCGGUAUAUGAAGCAGUUAUUAAUUAUAAAUUUUAAAUCCGAUACA
Messenger RNA from Trichogramma pretiosum, 3103 nucleotides. RefSeq names its product putative ankyrin repeat protein RF_0381. The transcript has 2 exons. The coding region runs from base 55 to 3093 and encodes 1012 amino acids. NCBI's taxonomy places the organism in Eukaryota, Metazoa, Arthropoda, Insecta, Hymenoptera, Trichogrammatidae. Gene Ontology annotation, molecular function: protein binding. The record is from RefSeq and is a predicted model, not a curated record.